ACAUUACCCGCCGUCCUUCGUCAAUCGUCGUCUCCCCCAUUUCACACCUUCCCACUCCACACUCUCUUGCUCUCUCUACCUCUCUCUCUCUCUCUCCCCUUCUUGUGGAGUUCUUCCAUUGCCAUCGAAGUAGCUCCAAGCUCUUCUGCAGCUCCUCCCAUUAUGGGACGACGAGAUGAGGAUGAGGAAGGAGGCGAGGAGGAGUACCUGUUCAAGAUUGUGAUGAUCGGGGACUCGGCCGUGGGGAAGUCGAACCUGCUCUCCCGGUUCGCUCGGGACGAGUUCGACCUCAACGCCAAGGCCACCAUCGGCGUCGAGUUCCAGACCCAGGUCGUCGACAUUGACGGCAAGGAGGUCAAGGCCCAGAUCUGGGACACCGCCGGCCAGGAGCGGUUCCGCGCCGUCACUUCCGCCUACUACCGCGGUGCCGUCGGCGCCCUCAUCGUCUACGACAUCUCCCGCCGCUCCACCUUCGACAGUGUCCGCCGCUGGCUCCACGAGCUCGACACUCACUGCGAUACUACCGUCGCGAGAAUGCUGGUCGGGAACAAGUGCGACCUUGACAACAUCCGAGAGGUGAGCAAGGAGGAGGGGAAGGCCCUGGCGGAAGAGGAAGGGUUGUUCUUCAUGGAGACUUCAGCGCUGGAUUCCACGAACGUCCAGAUCUCGUUCGAGAUCGUGAUACGGGAGAUCUUCAAGAAUGUAAGCAGGAAGGUCCUCAACUCCGACUCCUACAAGGCGGAGCUGUCCGUGAAUCGGGUCACCCUCGUCAAGGACGGGGCCAACUCGAAGAGAAGCCUCUACUCUUGCUGUGCGAGCUGAUGCUGGGGUCCGAUAUAUUAGUUUUGAUUUGGCUUCGUUGUUUGUUAUCAAUGAGGAAAUUUUAUAAACUAAACCUGUCCAGAGUCAUUUAAACGGGAUCCGAUGAACCAAUACCGGAACUUCAGUUUCGGUUUCAACA
This is a messenger RNA of Punica granatum (pomegranate), 961 nucleotides long. The record is from RefSeq and is a predicted model, not a curated record. NCBI's taxonomy places the organism in Eukaryota, Viridiplantae, Streptophyta, Magnoliopsida, Myrtales, Lythraceae.